AUGGCGACGGCCUUGAGCGAGGAGGAGCUGGACAAUGAAGACUAUUACUCGUUGCUGAACGUCCGCAGGGAGGCCUCUUGUGAAGAGCUGAAAGCAGCCUACCGGCGGCUGUGUAUGCUUUACCACCCGGACAAGCACAGAGACCCAGAGCUCAAAUCGCAGGCCGAGCGACUGUUUAACCUCGUUCACCAGGCUUAUGAAGUGCUCAGUGACCCCCAGACCAGGGCCAUCUACGACAUCUAUGGCAAGAGAGGACUGGAGAUGGAAGGCUGGGAGGUUGUGGAAAGGAGGAGGACGCCAGCCGAGAUCAGAGAAGAGUUUGAGCGGCUGCAGCGCGAGAGGGAGGAGAGGCGACUGCAGCAACGCACCAACCCCAAGGGGACCAUCAGCGUUGGCAUCGAUGCCACUGACCUUUUUGAUCGCUACGAGGAGGAGUAUGAGGAUGUGUCCGGAAGCGGCUUUCCACAGAUUGAAAUUAACAAGAUGCACAUAUCACAGUCCAUUGAGGCACCCCUGACAGCUUCAGACACAGCCAUCCUCUCUGGAAGCCUCUCAACCCAGAAUGGGAAUGGAGGGGGUUCCAUUAACUUCGCACUCAGACGAGUCACUUCUGCAAAGGGCUGGGGAGAGUUAGAAUUUGGAGCUGGGGAUCUGCAGGGGCCUUUAUUUGGCCUGAAGCUGUUCCGUAAUCUCACACCAAGAUGCUUUGUGACGACACACUGUGCCCUGCAGUUUUCGUCCCGCGGCAUCCGGCCAGGCCUCACCACCGUCCUGGCCCGGAACCUGGACAAGAAUACUGUGGGCUACCUGCAGUGGCGCUGGGGUGUCCAGUCAGCCAUGAACACCAGCAUCGUCCGGGACACCAAGACCAGCCACUUCACCGUGGCCCUGCAGCUUGGAAUCCCUCACUCCUUCGCACUCAUCAGCUAUCAGCACAAAUUCCAGGAUGACGACCAGACGCGAGUGAAGGGGUCCCUGAAGGCCGGCUUCUUUGGGACGGUGGUGGAGUACGGAGCAGAAAGGAAGAUCUCCAGGCACAGCGUCCUCGGGGCAGCUGUCAGCAUUGGAGUCCCGCAGGGAGUUUCCCUCAAAAUCAAGUUAAAUAGGGCCAGUCAGACCUACUUCUUCCCCAUUCACCUGACAGACCAGCUGCUGCCCAGUGCCGUGUUCUAUGCCACCGUGGGGCCGCUCGUGCUGUACUUCGCCCUGCACCGCCUGGUCAUCAAACCCUACCUCAGGGCUCAGAAGGAGAAGGAACUGGAGAAGCAGAGGGAAAGCACAGCCACUGACAUCCUGCAGAAGAAACAGGAGGCAGAAGCCGCGGUUCGGUUGAUGCAGGAAUCUGUCCGAAGAAUAAUCGAGGCUGAAGAGUCCAGAAUGGGGCUCAUCAUCGUCAACGCCUGGUACGGGAAAUUUGUCAAUGACAAGAGCAAGAAGAGCGAGAAGGUGAAGGUGAUUGAUGUGACCGUGCCCCUGCAGUGUCUGGUGAAGGACUCCAAGCUCAUCCUCACUGAGGCCUCCAAGGCUGGGCUGCCCGGCUUCUAUGACCCGUGUGUGGGUGAAGAGAAGAACCUCAAAGUGCUUUACCAGUUCCGUGGGGUCCUACAUCAGGUGAUGGCGCUCGACAGCGAGGCACUCAGGAUACCAAAGCAGUCUCACAGAAUUGAUACUGAUGGAUAA
Rangifer tarandus platyrhynchus (Svalbard reindeer) is the source of this 1680-nucleotide messenger RNA. The record is from the annotation of a GenBank genome assembly. NCBI's taxonomy places the organism in Eukaryota, Metazoa, Chordata, Mammalia, Artiodactyla, Cervidae.